AUGGCAAACCUCAAUUUUCCAGAUGACGGACCAGAUUUCCUGACUGACGAUACACUCCAUGAAGCCUAUGAGCUCGAGAUUCAAUCAGAGGAGGGUAAGAAAGUUCGAUUUGGAGAACUCGUAGCAGGGAAAGGGGAUUCGAUAACAACGAUUGUCAUUUUUAUACGUCACUUCUUCUGCGUCUACGACCAAGACUACGUCCGAACCGUAGCCGCACAAAUGACCAAAUCAUUACUCGAUACAGUACCUGCCAGUGCCAGACCAGCUCAGGUCAUACUUCUCGGCUGUGGCGAUCAUAGCCUUAUAGGGUCCUAUAUGGAAGAGACAUCGGACGAAUUCCCAAUCUACACUGAUCCAUCAGGGAGGAUAUAUCAGAAACUACAGAUGAAAAGGGCAACGAGUGGAUUCACAGAGCCGCCACCAUAUACGGACUAUACUUUCCCCACUGCUCUUGUGGAAGGGUUGAAGCAGAUAUGGAAACGUGGAUGGGCGGGUCUUCGUGGGGGGAGUGUGGUUCAACAAGGUGCCACUGGCAUGUCACUCAAUCUCAUGGUGUCACAGAUCCGAUGCGAUAAGCGCACUCCGUGCUCCAACUGUCGUAGUUCUAGUAUUGCAUGCACAUCUACUGGCGAAGGCCAGAAGCCAUCAGAGCCCCGGCGCCGGGUUUUAAUUUCAAAUCAAUAUGAGAAAAAGAUCGAUUUGAUCGAGGAACGCUUGGCAAGCAUCGAAAGCAAUCUUCAACAGGUAGCCAAAAAUACAUCCCAUCUACAAGGAUUCACAGCACCGACCCCUCGUGGAUCUCAUUUCGCACCUUCGCCUCAGAGGUCAAAUCCUGCGCCGUCAUUCACUACGCAGACCCCUCCAAAACCGAAAGGCCCGUUGUAUCGAGCGAAUCCUACUCUCGAGCAGCACGAUUCCAGCUCUGGCUUUGAGGGCAGCUCAUCGCUGGCUGCUCAUGGGGCCUACGCGAGCGCGUUCCUUGAAUCUGCUGUGUCCACAAGCUCACAGCAGGUUUUAUCCAGUCCAAAGAUCAACGCAGCUCUCUCAUCGCUGAAGCAGCUUGUCGGGAUCCAGAACCAGCGACGAGGAACCGACUCCCUGGAGAGUCAACCUACUAAGAAUGCGAGGUUAGGUGUGAGACGCGACAUUCGUGAUUUGGAAAUGCCGCCUCUGCCAUUAGUACUAGACCUGCUGAGAAAGGUUCAAGAAUCACCCCCGUCCUGCUUCGGUGGCUAUGUCCCAUUCCUGAGCGUGAAAUAUUUCAUCGAAAAAUGCCGUGAAGUUUACUUCUGCAUAGAUGAUUACUCCGAGGCGUCAUUUGUUGUGACGAACUUCUGCCUCUACGGCGUUUUCUACGAAUACAGUGGCGUGGAAAAGGAUGCAUCUGUGCGGGAACAGUACGAGUACUACAUUGAGAUGUCUCGUGACAACCUAGAGACAGCGCUUGCAAAUUUGAACAUCCUGAUGCCUGCAAGCCAUGAAUCCAUCAUGGCGUUAACUGUCGGAGUUAGUCCCCCAUUUCCAGUCUUCCUUCUGGAUAUACCACGGCGUGGCUCCUUACUUACAAACAAAGGCUAUGCAUGCACUCGAGAUUUCCAAACCAUCGGUUGGCUGGACGCUGGCAUCAACAGCCAUGAAUAUGUGCCAAACACUCGGGUUCUAUUCUGGUCAGUUUACACACUUCUGAAUAUGAUGUCCCUGCGCCUAGGACGUGCCUCGCCCAUUCAAAUCUAUGAUAUCAGUCUACCAAAACCCAACCCAGAAAACGCAGAUAUUCCUUAUCCAUGGGCAGCCGUCUGCAUGUGGUGGACUAAAUCCGCAAUUAUUCAAGGUGAGGUUUACAAAUAUUUGUAUAGCCCAGCGGCCCUGCAAAAGCCAGAAAGUGAACGAGUCACAAAUGCACAUAGGUUAGCUGCUGAGAUGAAGUCGACGGUUAUGGAGCCGUUCGAGGAAUACAUGUCGUCCGAACUCAAUAUAUCCGAGGUCGAUCGCAUGUACCUCGCAACUGACAAGGUCAGCCGGCUUUCCGUCAUGACCUUGAUCUAUCGAGCAAUUCCAGCAUCAACAGACUCAGGCACCAUUGCCCCCUUCAUACCCGAAUGCAUUGAGACAGCCCGGGAAGCCUUGGAAGUCCACCGACAGUGCCUUGCAACAAUUAAAGAGACAGACGCUUUCAUGAAAAUAUCCUACAUGCACUGGGGCGUCCUCUUAUCCCCCUUCGUCCCCUUCAUCGUAAUAUUCUGCAACAUAAUAACAACUUCCAACGGCGACGACCUGUCCCUACUCGAAGAGUUCAUCGCCUCCCUCCAACCGCUAUGCGCCUUCUCCCAAUCCAUCGACCGACUGCACACCCUGUGCUCAGUGCUAGGCACCGUCGCCCGCCUGUACUUUGAAGCCAACACCCGGACCCAAACAGCCGAAGACCAAGACCAAAACCUCAUUGAGGUCGGUCAGGAAUUCGAUGUUUAUCUCAGUGCGCUUGGACUGGCUCCUACAAACCCUAUGAAUCCUGCGAACAGUGGUAAUUUCCAGAUGGGCAACUCACAGGGAUAUUUCCAGGCAGAUAAUCCUGCUAUGCAUCUUAGCCCGGCGGAAUUGUCACAGCACGUGGGUGGGUUCCCCGCGCAAAGCGAUCCAUCUCAAGUGCAGGGACAGGGCUUUGGGACUGCAGCGCAAUUGGGGAAUUGGUUCUGGGGGAACCAGUACAUGAUGGGACUUUUGGAGGAGGAUUUGUCGCAGUUUAAUCCGGGAUUGUAA
Penicillium griseofulvum is the source of this 2757-nucleotide messenger RNA. RefSeq lists its product as uncharacterized. NCBI's taxonomy places the organism in Eukaryota, Fungi, Ascomycota, Eurotiomycetes, Eurotiales, Aspergillaceae. The record is from RefSeq and is a predicted model, not a curated record. Gene Ontology annotation, molecular function: DNA-binding transcription factor activity, RNA polymerase II-specific; zinc ion binding. Bases 1 to 2757 code for a protein of 918 amino acids. Gene Ontology annotation, biological process: regulation of DNA-templated transcription. The transcript has 8 exons.